CAUUGGGCUCGUGUGGCGCCAACUGAGCUCAGUGAUCAGCUGAGAGGUUCGAACCGGGACCUGCUCGUGUAAGUGAAGAGGACCAAGCGUUCCCGACUCAAUAACAAGAUGUCGACAACACGAGCUAAACGUCCAGCUGCGAUGAGGGUGUUAAUGGAGAGGAUUCCCCUGGAUCUCCAGGGUCCAGUCCGAAGAUCCUCUCGAGCUGUCGUGCCUCCUAAACGCCUCCAGGUCUCUCCUGAUCUACCACCAGCGGUCACAGUCAACAAGAAGCAGAAAACCAAAGAGCGCAAUGAUGAGAACAUUCCGAAUAAGACGCAGGAACCGGAGGAGGAGGAAGAGGAGGAGGAGGAUGAAGAGGAAGAGGAGGAGGAGGAGGAGGAGGAGGAAACUAGUGAGCGUCAGUCGAGUGGACAACAGGGACUGUCUGUGUAUGAGCUGGAGCGUCUGGAGAACAUCCGACAGAACCAGGCCUUCAUGUCCUCCAUCAACCUGUUCCAGGCCACUGACGAGUUCAAGCAGUUGUCCCGACCAAAAGCAUCGCAGAGGGGUCUCAUGAGGUCAAACACGGCUGCAAAAGAAGUGCUGCCCCCUCGAAAAUCCCUUCGUCUCCAAAACAAAGAUGCAGAGAUCAGGACACUUCCCCCUGAACCCACAGGGAAAACAAUCUAUAGAGAGUCUCCGACAGUUAAGAAGCCUACUGGUCCUCUGCCCAUGGAUCCACUCAACACGGAGGAAGGAUGCAAGCUGCCAUCGCAACUUCUUGAAAUCUGCUCAGAGAACUCAAUGGAGGAAAGAAAAGUUGAGCUUGAUCUGGAAAAUUACGGCUCGACUCUGAAGAAAAUGAAGCUGGCUGGGGAGAGAGUGACCAAAGUGGUGAAGGAUCGAAUCUUCUCUGCUGCGUUCCACCCCUCCAGCAGCAGCCUGCUGAUGGCCGCAGGAGACAAGUGGGGGAAAGUUGGCCUGUGGACGUUGGGUGCUGAUUGGGGAGAUGAUGGCGUGCUGCUCUUUCAGCCUCACACUGGUCCAGUUGCCUGUAUGGCGUUCUCCAGGGCUCAGGCAUCCCAGCUGCUGAGUCUCAGCUACGACGGGUCCCUUCGCUGUAUGGAUAUAGAGAAAGCGGUCUUUGACGACGUCUAUGGCAUUAAUCAUGGCCUGAAAACCUUUGACUUCAUGUCUCAUGACUGUUUGACGCUAGUUGUCGGAGCCUGGUAUGGAGAUGUUGCCAUCAUUGACAGGCGGACCCCAGGAAACUCCUCUGAGUCCGUCCACUCACUGGACCCAAAGAGCCUGCGUUGUGUCAGUGUCCACCCUGUGCAGAAGCACUACUUUGCCGUGGCAGAAAGCAAGACAGUGAGUAUUUACGACAGCAGAUCCCUGAAGAAAACGAAAUGCCAGGCAGUCUCCCAGCUGCACGGCCACUCAUUGAGCAUAUCCAGCGCUUAUUUCUCCCCUAACACGGGGAACAGAGUUCUCACUUCCUGUAUGGAUAACCACAUAAGAAUAUAUGACACAUCUGCAAUGACCACACAAUCUCCUUUGUUGAAAAAGAUCGGACAUAACAUGCACACAGGCCGCUGGCUGACCAAACUAUCAGCAGUGUGGGACCCCAAACAGGAAGACUGCUUUGUUGUGGGCAGCAUGAUGAGGCCUCGGAGGGUAGAGGUGUUCCACGAAGGUGGGCGGCUUCAGCACACAUUCAGUGACGAUGACCACCUUACCACAGUGCUGUCCGUCACUGCUUUCCACCCCACUAGGAACGCCCUCCUGGGGGCCAACGCGUCAGGCCGCCUGCACCUCUUCUCUGACUGAGACCAAAACAUGUUUGACCAUCACCUUCAUUUGCCUUUCUCCGGCGUUCUCUGGGUUCUUUUCAACUUUAAUUUAACACUCUGCCUCAAAGUGUUCUUAAUGGUCCCUCUACCAGUGCUUAAUAUGGAGAGGAUGUGUUAAUCCUUAGUUACAGUGAUUUUUCAACGGCCACAAAAAGCUCAGUUUUGUUCCAGAUGUGUCAGAUAUACAGCUGUACUUCCCGCUAACAGCUGUUUAUCUUCCUUCCUCUCCCUACUCCUGAGGAGACUCGGCCCGUUUGAGGUCAUCUUCACGUCUCCUGAACUUUUCAUCUUCAUGUGAUUCUGCUGUUUUUUUUUUUAUUUGUUUUAUUUAAUGUCACACACGUGAUCAUUCAAUGUAUUUAGCCUCUAAAAAUACACUUAAUGCAGAUCAAACCGUUGAAUCAACAAUAUAUAAAAAGGCAAUGGAUAAUGUACAGACCAUGAAGGUGACUGAACAUGGGUUUUGAGAAGUUGGUUGUUUUUGUUGUUAUAUUGUUUUUUUGUGUUACUUUUGAAGCAGAAACAAUAAAUAUGUU
Messenger RNA from Platichthys flesus (European flounder), 2371 nucleotides. RefSeq names its product WD repeat domain 76 (gene wdr76). The transcript is spliced from 15 exons. Gene Ontology annotation, molecular function: protein binding; DNA binding. Lineage: Eukaryota; Metazoa; Chordata; Actinopteri; Pleuronectiformes; Pleuronectidae. Bases 109 to 1812 code for a protein of 567 amino acids. Gene Ontology annotation, biological process: regulation of DNA damage checkpoint. The record is from RefSeq and is a predicted model, not a curated record. Gene Ontology annotation, cellular component: nucleus.